This is a messenger RNA of Hippopotamus amphibius kiboko, 1251 nucleotides long. Its product is annotated as cGMP-specific 3',5'-cyclic phosphodiesterase-like. Lineage: Eukaryota; Metazoa; Chordata; Mammalia; Artiodactyla; Hippopotamidae. The record is from RefSeq and is a predicted model, not a curated record. The coding region runs from base 320 to 1069 and encodes 249 amino acids. The transcript has 4 exons.
CUCGCCAGUCGCCGCCGCGCGCGCCUCGGAAUCUGGGGACUCGAGAGCCUGCGAGAGCCAGUCUCAGCCAGACCCCAGGGAGAGCGCGGGGCUGCGGCACCCCGCCCCGCCCGCCACACCUGGGAGCGGUGAGGACCGGGAGAGGCGGGGCGCGGCAGGAGGCUGGCCCGGUGCCUGAGCAGCGCCGCCGAAAGCCGGCCGGACUGGAGCGGGGCGAAGGGGGAGGGUCUCGAGGCCGAGUCCAGCUCCUCCGAGGGAGGGACCCCAGCUGGGGUGGAAAACCUGCACGGGGGAGCCGCAGAGACGCGCCGCGCUGAUCAUGGAGUGGGCCGGCCCCGGCUCCGCGCGGCCGCAGCAGCAGUGGGACCAGGAAUCGGUCGAAGCGUGGCUGGACGAUCACUGGGACUUUACCUUCUCUUACUUUGUUAGGAAAGGCACCAGAGAAAUGGUCAAUGCAUGGUUUGCUGAGAGAGUUCACACCAUCCCUGUGUGCAAGGAAGGCGUCAGAGGCCACACGGAAGCUUGCUCUUGCCCCUCGCAGCAGAGUCCCCGUGCAGAGAGCAGCGUCCCUGGAACACCAACCAGGAAAAUCUCCGCCUCCGAAUUUGAUCGGCCUCUUAGACCCAUUGUCGUCAAGGAUUCUGAGGGAACUGUGAGCUUCCUCUCUGACUCAGAAAAGAAGGAACAGAUGCCUCUAACCCCCCCAAGGUUUGAUAAUGAUGAAGGGGACCAGUGCUCAAGACUCUUGGAAUUAGUGAAAGAUAUUUCUAGUCACUUGGAUGUCACAGCCUUAUGUCACAAAAUUUUCUUGCACAUCCAUGGACUCAUCUCCGCUGACCGCUAUUCCCUGUUCCUUGUCUGUGAGGACAGCUCCAACGACAAGUUUCUUAUCAGCCGCCUCUUUGAUGUUGCAGAAGGUUCAACACUGGAAGAAGCUUCAAAUAACUGUAUCCGCUUAGAGUGGAACAAAGGCAUCGUGGGACAUGUGGCUGCUCUUGGUGAGCCCUUGAACAUCAAAGAUGCAUAUGAGAAUGGUUAUACAAGUGUUCAGUUCAGAAAUUGGUGGUAGUCAUCUCAAAUAUUGAAAGUGGGGAGGUCCUUGAAAGAUGGCAGUUUGAUAUUGAGUGUGACAAGACUGCAAAAGAUGACAGUGCACCCAGAGAAAAGUCUCAGAAAGCUAUCCAAGAUGAAAUCCGUUCAGUGAUCAGACAGAUCACAGCUACAGUGACAUUUCUGCCACUGUUGGAAGUU